CCAGCGUGUGGACGUGUUGUUACACUUUCGGAAAUUGAAAAGCGAAAUUCGGUUUUAAAUAAUUAAUCGAAAGAAAUUUCACAACAGCUCAGCUCCAAUUAUUUAACGUCGAAAGUGUGCCUUAAAUAUUGUGUGCCAAUUAAAUUAUAACUUCAACAAAUUAGACGAUUAUACUAAAAAAAAAAAAUAACAACAAUUCAGUACAAGAAAAAAACAAACAGUAAUUGUUCCACUAGAAUUAAGCGAUAAAAAAAUCCAAGGGAAACAUAUGUCAAAGCUUAUGAAGCGUAUAAGUGCAAUGGCAAAUAUUUAAAGAAUAUCAGAAUUUCAAUUAACAACAAAAAUCGGACAACAAAUAAGAAAUUAAAAUCGUAAUUUUAUGAUGAGAAUGAAAACAAAACUUGUGAAAUAAAAUAUAAUUUAGAUCAUAAGGUGAAAAUAUUUAAAUCUAUUUACGUUGUGACUUAGAUCCGCAAAUGGAUUUUGUUUUAAUCUUAACAAAGCAAAGAUGACUUAGUGACACAAAACGAUUUAAAAUUAUUUAAAAAUUUAAAAGUCUGAAUCAAUAAGAUUUUGUCUACACCAAAGCAAAAAUUGUUUAGUGCGUUUACAAAUCUAAAAAAUUCAAAUGAAUAUAAACUGAAAGGAAAAAUAAAUUCAAAAAGCUGUUGAAUAAGAAGUGAAGUUAAAAUAUAUUCUAUGUUUUUCAAACAAAAACGGACUAAAUUGGGAUUUUUAAUGUUACCGAAGAGAUAGUAAAUGUGUGAAAAUCUUAAAACAAUUCAGUUAGAAAAGUUUCCUGUAUAAAAAAACAAAUUAUAAAAAUAAAUUAUUUGUUCUCCAAAUAAUACUCAAAGCAAGCAGUAAAUACAACCCAGCAGCAAUGAGCAAAUACUUACUCUCCUUCAUAUUGGUCGCAUUCGUUGCGCUCGAACAAAGCUUUAUCUACGGCCGCCAUCACAGUGACACGCAAACGCCAAGCAGCACUGACAGCCUGCAACCUUAUAAACAAAAUCGCCACCUAUUCCAUAUACAAUCACCUCAACAGUUCCACAAACGCUCAAAUAGCGUGAAAAAUAAUCGACCGCGAAACGCCAAAGUGCGUCGAAUACGACAAUCAUCCUGGCAUAAUAGAAAUAGCGAUGAAGCGCGCGAGGGACAAGAGGAGGCCGCAGCGGCCCGACGUAGCUACUUACACAUACAACGCCAUAUGGCUCACCAGCAGGAGCAUCUGCGGCACCACCAAGAGGAAUACCAUCGCAUAGCAGAAAGUAUAGAAGGUCAAGAUGAGGCAUCGGCUGAGUUACAAUCGGCGGAGCAAGUGGAGCAGGAGUCCACGACAUCGUUAAACAUGCGUCUGCCACGUAUUUGGCAACAUUUGGGCGGCACCGAAGACAUUAUGUUUAGUGAUGCGCCGCGUGAUUACAGCGAUGAGGUGCAGCAUAUCGCUGAUGUGAAGCUACCACUCACACAAGCACUUGCUGAAUCGGAUGAAAUUGACGGCUUUGUGCCGCCUGCGCCAGAGGCUCACAGCAAUUCGCUCGAAACGGCAGAUAGUGAGCAAAACUUAGCGACAGCACACGAUGAACACCGCACAGCGAAGUCUGGUUGUCCGAAAUGCGAAAGCAGUCGGCGGGUAGAACAUAUUAGUGAAGAAGAGCUGACACAGCUACGUAUAGAGUACGUGAAGCAGCAGAUUUUGGAGAAAUUGCGUUUGAAAGAGCGACCUAAUGUUUCUGCGGUGGGCUUACCCAAACCCAUCUAUGAGGGUACAACUAUCGAUGAAGAGGAAGAUGAUGGUGCAAAAAACAAAGAUCUCGAUGACUACUAUGCGCGAACGAAAAAAAAAUUCAUUUUUCUUCAAAGAGAAAAACGGGAAUGCCAACGCUUGGGCACUAAUUCGUCCAUGUGUUUCUCCUUCAAAAUUGACGAUGCUGAUGCCGAUGGUUUUGAUGUCAACACCGCUGUACUUUGGCUCUUCAAAAGCAGAACUAAACGUUCACACAGAACUAACAGUACAAGAAUAGGUCCACAGACUAUUGUCGUAUCAGAGGUGCAGCAGAAUACAGAUCCGAAAUAUUUACCCAUCGUGAAAACGAUCGCUAUACAGUCCAUCGAUGUACAAGACGAAUGGAUGAAGAUCGAUAUCGAAUGGCCGAUAAAACGUUGGUUUGGCAAUCACGAUCUCAGCCAUCUUAUACACAUAUCGUGUCGCACUUGCGAUAUGGCUACAAUGGAGAAAAUGAUUUCCAUGAAUAAGGAUUAUCGUCCAUUCAUUAUGGUCGACACUCAGAAUCGUCGUCGCGCAUCGCGGCAGAAGCGCGGCAUCAAUUGUACCGAUGGUGUGACGGAAUGUUGCCGCGAGAAGCUAUACAUCUCAUUCGAUGAAAUCGGUUGGGGUGAUUGGAUCAUACAACCGCGCGGCUACGACGCCUACUUCUGUCGUGGCUCUUGCGGAAGUGUAGCCAGUGUUACACAAUCGGCGACGCAUCAUAGUGCUUUCUUGCAGAAAGUUGCCUUGUCGCGUCGUAACCGUGGCAGCAAGCCGCUCGAACUGAUACCUUGCUGCACCGCCAAACAGUAUUCUUCGCUGCAGCUCGUCUUUAUGGAUAGUAAUAAUACAGCGACGCAGAAAACCUUUCCGAAUAUGGUUGUCGAGUCGUGUGGCUGUCGGUAGUUCCACAUCACUCGAAAUUUAGUCGCUCGCACCACUAGUAGAGUGCAUCACUGUAUUAUCGCACUAGUUAUUUAGCCUGUAUGUCUCACUUGUCUCGCAUUAAUCGAAAACCCAUUCAAAAUGCAUGCCAGUAUAUGUAGAAUUUUAAGGUCCAUUAAUGCAGCUUCAAUAACUCUUUCGCUUUUCAUAAAAUCGCAAACAUUAUCUGUUGUUAAAUAAAUUAGCUUUUUUCAAAUGCCACCUAACUCAAAUCUCUGCCAUAAAAUAUUUUAUUUAUAUAUGUGUAUGUUAAGUAAUUAUUUUGCUGUUUUUUAUAAGAACUAUACUCAGUACUUAAGCUCUCGAAGAGAAGUUAGUUACUAUUAGUCAUGUAAGGCUUGCUUUAGUUUAUUCUUUUGCCAAAAAUAAUAUAAGUAGUCACUUUUGGAAUUGUAAAAAUUUAGUCCAAUUUAUAGCUGAUUAUUUAUUUAUAAGUUUUAUUAUAAGUGCUUGAGCACAAUUAGAAUACUUAACAAAAACAAACCAAUAUUGAACCAUAGGU
This is a messenger RNA of Anastrepha obliqua, 3218 nucleotides long. It is a transcript of the gene daw, whose product is annotated as inhibin beta B chain. Bases 884 to 2677 code for a protein of 597 amino acids. Gene Ontology annotation, biological process: SMAD protein signal transduction. Gene Ontology annotation, molecular function: growth factor activity; cytokine activity. Gene Ontology annotation, cellular component: extracellular region. The transcript is spliced from 5 exons. Lineage: Eukaryota; Metazoa; Arthropoda; Insecta; Diptera; Tephritidae. The record is from RefSeq and is a predicted model, not a curated record.